Molecule: messenger RNA, 1347 nt
Organism: Parnassius apollo (apollo)
Lineage: Eukaryota; Metazoa; Arthropoda; Insecta; Lepidoptera; Papilionidae
Source: the annotation of a GenBank genome assembly
AUGAAUGUUGAUCGAAAUUUCAAAUUCGACUCAGACGGUUGUCCUAGUGCAAGAAAAGCUGCAGCAAUGUGUGACGCCGCAACCCUCGAGAAAUUGGAGGCUGGUUUCAGCAAGCUUCAAGCCUCUGACUCCAAGUCGCUGCUGAAGAAAUACCUCACGAGGGAGGUGUUCGACGCGCUUAAGAACAAGAAAACCUCGUUCGGCUCAACCCUUUUGGACUGCAUCCAGUCGGGUAUUGAGAAUUUAGACUCUGGUGUUGGAAUCUACGCCCCCGAUGCCGAGGCGUACACAGUGUUCGCGGACCUGUUCGACCCCAUCAUCGAAGACUACCACAAUGGCUUCAAGAAGACUGACAAGCACCCGCCCAAGAACUGGGGCGAUGUCGAGACUCUCGGCAACUUGGACCCCGCCGGCGAGUUCAUCGUCUCCACCCGUGUGCGUUGUGGCCGCUCUAUGGAAGGUUACCCCUUCAACCCCUGCCUAACUGAAGCCCAGUACAAGGAGAUGGAAGAGAAGGUUUCUUCCACCCUUUCCGGUCUCGAGGGUGAACUUAAAGGCACCUUCUAUCCUCUCACUGGCAUGUCGAAGGCUACCCAGCAGCAACUGAUCGACGACCACUUCCUCUUCAAGGAGGGUGACCGUUUCCUGCAGGCCGCGAACGCGUGCCGAUUCUGGCCCACCGGCCGUGGUAUCUACCACAACGAGAACAAGACCUUCCUCGUUUGGUGCAAUGAGGAGGACCACCUUCGUAUCAUUUCCAUGCAAAUGGGCGGUGACCUAAAACAGGUCUACAAGAGGCUAGUGACCGCCGUCAACGACAUCGAGAAGAGGAUCCCCUUCUCGCACAAUGACCGUCUCGGUUUCUUGACCUUCUGCCCCACGAACCUGGGAACGACUGUCCGUGCGUCCGUGCACAUUAAGCUGCCUAAGUUGGCCGCUGAUAAGGCGAAGUUGGAGGAAGUGGCCAGCAAAUACCACUUGCAAGUCGCGGAACUCGCGGUCUACAAGAGGCUAGUGACCGCCGUCAACGACAUCGAGAAGAGGAUUCCCUUCUCGCACAACGACCGUCUCGGUUUCUUGUCCUUCUGCCCCACGAACCUGGGAACGACUGUCCGUGCGUCCGUGCACAUUAAGCUGCCUAAGUUGGCCGCUGAUAAGGCGAAGUUGGAGGAAGUGGCUAGCAAAUACCACUUGCAAGUCCGCGGAACUCGCGGUGAGCACACUGAAGCCGAGGGUGGAGUGUACGACAUCUCCAACCAGAGGCGCAUGGGUCUCACCGAAUACGACGCUGUGAAGGAAAUGUACGACGGCAUCGCUGAACUGAUCAAAAUUGAAAAGUCCCUGUAA